AUGGUGAGAGGAGUUGCACAUAUACCACCAUUGACCUGCCUCAGUCCGCUGCCCUACGCAAGCGGCGCUGCUGGCCCCCGGGUGGUGGAAGUGCCUUUGUCUACUGCUAUCAAGUCACUGGCAGCGGCACUGGCAGGCCACAUUGCAGGUGGUGCCGUCGUCGGCCGCAAAAACUCCUCGGAAGACGGGAUGGGGGAGGAGGGGAAGCAGGGCGGGGAGGGCGAGGGGGAGGAAGUCGUGGUUGGUGGAGCAUGUUCUGCAGCUGCUGCUGCAGCGAGCGAUGCGAGCCAAGGCCCCCACUGUCCCGCAGGUGUUUUUGCCGCCUUCCUCGUGGAAAGGGCGGAGCUGGCAGUUCACAAUUCCCACACCAGCAGCAGCGUGUGCACGGCGUGUCGCGUUGGGCGAGAUCGAACGGGCUCGCCCGCAGCAACCAACCCCACAAGGGCGGACGAUGUGGCAUAUUCAGGGGCAGCCUCAGGGAUUGGUGGGAGAAGCAGGCUAAAGCUGCGCAAGGUCAGCGGGGAAGACUGUUUUCGCGGAUCACAUGCGAAUGGCGCAGGAGGAGCGGGGUGCGGUGAUGAGGGGGUUGAGGGCGGUGACGCUGGCGGAGUGGAGCAGGGGCGGAGAGGGCGCGGGAUGGAUUUUCAGGCGCUCGAGUGGGGAGCAGAGCAGGGUAGUGAGGGCGGAUUACCACACCAUGCUGGUAGGGCCGCCCGCGCCCCCGGACCACGCUAUUCCCCCUUCCGUUUAGGGGAGAUAGGGGGAGGGAAGAUAGGGGAGACAGGGGAAGAGAAGCCAACCACCAAGGAGGAGUGGGAGGGAGGGGAGGGGAGGGGGGAGAUGGAGAGGGGAGGGGGGAGGAUGGAGGGAACACAUGAGCAGCAUACUUAUGUGCGUUGGCAGUGUGUUUGUCCUCCAUUGUUGUCCUUGCUUCGUUACCUCUUCCCCAACCCCCGCUCCCUUCUUCCCUCUCGUCCUUCCUCCCCGUCAUUCUUCCUCUCUCACUCAGUUAAGUGCGCCAACAACCCCUUCCCCUCAUCUUUACCUCCCCUUUCCCUCCCCUUUCUCUCUUCUUCCCCUCCCCGUCCCCUCCCUUUCCUCUCCCCUUCGCAAAUGCCAUGUUUAAACCGCUAUCUUAGUUUUAAAAGCUUUUCUAUAUUCUACCAUGUUUUUUUGCUCCCCUUCCCCUCCCCUUCCUCUCCCCUUCUGCUCUCCUUUCGCUCCCCUUUCCCUUUCCCUCCGUCCCAUCCCCCUCACCUCCCCCUCCCCCCCUCGUCCCGUCCCACUCGCCUCCCCCUUCCCUUUUCCCUCCCCCCCUUCUCCCGUUCCCCUCCCCUAUCCCUCUCAUCACAUGCACCUGAAUCAGCUCUGACCCGUCCAACAUUGACACCCACCCCGCUUUACCCUAAUAUGCUCAACAACUGCAUCAGUUUGUUCAUUGGGGGCAAUCCACGGAGGGCAACGGGACUCCCUUCUUACCAGCUGGAUCUCUUCGCUGCAGCCUGGAUUGACUCACAUGUGCCUCGAUGCAGGGAGAGUGCGGCAGAUUGUUCUGAAUUUCCCGCUCAAGACGAUCCGGCGUCAGUGCAGCUCUGA
Closterium sp. NIES-65 is the source of this 1596-nucleotide messenger RNA. Lineage: Eukaryota; Viridiplantae; Streptophyta; Zygnematophyceae; Desmidiales; Closteriaceae. The record is from the annotation of a GenBank genome assembly.